Messenger RNA from Syngnathus acus (greater pipefish), 3771 nucleotides. RefSeq names its product zinc finger and BTB domain-containing protein 5. The transcript has 4 exons. Gene Ontology annotation, molecular function: DNA-binding transcription factor activity, RNA polymerase II-specific; RNA polymerase II cis-regulatory region sequence-specific DNA binding; protein binding. Gene Ontology annotation, cellular component: nucleus. Lineage: Eukaryota; Metazoa; Chordata; Actinopteri; Syngnathiformes; Syngnathidae. The coding region runs from base 511 to 2634 and encodes 707 amino acids. Gene Ontology annotation, biological process: regulation of transcription by RNA polymerase II. The record is from RefSeq and is a predicted model, not a curated record.
GCGAGGUCAAUGAGAACAGCGCCGCCCUGUGAGUCUGGUCGGGAAAAUCUGUCUGAGGAGGGCAAUGAAAUAGAAUGACUGAGUAUAUAUCCUUGUUUUUAAAACACACAUAUCCGUCGCUCUCUGUUCCAUCAAUAGUUUUCAUUCCUACCAGUCCCACUGGAUGCAACUACAAUGCGCUGAGGACGUAACAGUUGCUGGAGUGAACAAGACCCGUUUGGCUCUCUCGCCCCUCACAAGGCAGACUGCCAUAGAAACGAGUAAAUCCCCAGGGGGACGUGGAUCCUGGCUGUAAAGGUUUAUUUUAACCAGCUUGGACGACAGUUCAACUCGUCGAGACACUUAAGUUGCCGAUUUAAACCGACGCAAAAUCAAUGUGGCUGACUUAAUGCUUCUCCUCUCAUCACCCUGCCUUGCUGGCAAUUAGCUGGUCAAUAGCCAGCUAACUUUAGCUUCGCCAGGGCCCGAAUUCUGCUGAUUUUUCAUCCAUCUUUUGGCUGGUCAAGAAGCAUGGACUUCCCAAGCCACUUUGAGCAGAUCUUCCAGCAGCUCAACUAUCAGAGGCUGCAUGGUCAGCUGUGCGAUUGUGUCAUUGUGGUGGGCAGCCGACAUUUCAAGGCCCAUCGCUCCGUGCUGGCAGCCUGCAGUACCCACUUCCGAGCAUUGUUCACGGUUGCAGAGGGAGAUGCCAGCAUGAAUAUGAUCCAGCUGGACAGCGAGGUGGUGACCGCAGAAGCAUUUGCGGCCCUGGUGGACAUGAUGUACACGUCCACCCUAAUGCUCGGUGAGAGCAACGUGAUGGACAUUCUGCUCGCCGCCUCCCAUCUGCACCUCAACAAUGUGGUCAAAGCUUGCAAACACUACCUGACCACGCGAACCCUACCCAUGUCCCCGUCAUGUGACAGACCCCCGCCUCACCACCAACAGGAGCAGCAGAGGCACAGGCAGCAGGUGUCAGACUUGGGUAACCCCCCUCUAGCCACCAAUGCUAACCUGGCCGCAAAUGCCGCCACCUCAAAGUUGCAGCGCUCCUUCUUGCUGCAGCAGCUCGGCCUCAGCUUGGUGAGUUCUGCUUUAGGCGGGAUUGAGGAAGACAGAGUGGUGGAGCAAAGAGCCUCAUUCCCUAUACGUCGCUUCCAUAAGCGCAAAGCCUCACCGGGCCUAACAGAGGAGAGGCCCAGACAGAGGCAGCGCCCCUCCGCCCCAAACUUGGGGUUACUUUCGGAAGAGGGCGCGAUUGCGGAUCGAGAGGAAGGAGGGCUUCUCUCGCCAGAUUCCCACAAGAUGGGGGAUGACUCCAAACUGGAUACAGGCAUGCUGUGUGCCCCACAGGACGAUCCUCAGAUGCCGAGCCAGUCAGAUAGUGGGCGCUGUGUGGGGAACGACAUGGGGAUGAUGCAAGGAGGAGUGGGCAAGGAGGAGGACGUAGAGGAUGGGGACCACCAGAGCAACAGGGUGAAGAUCAAAUCAGGGAGCGAGGGGGAGGAGGAAGAAGAACCAGAACAGAAGGUGCUCGUCAAACAAGAGCCGCUGAGCUCACCCGAGCCCGCAGACGAAAUUAGUGACGUGACAUCACAGGCGGAGGGCAGUGACCCGGCCGGACCAGUGAGCCAGGAGGAAGAGGAGAAGGUGGAGCUGAGUCCCGAGAGCAGCGACCGCAGCUUCACCUCAGAACCGCAACCCAGCUCCAACUCGCUGCUGCAGUCCGGCUCCCAUCUUCUCCUCAAGAGCGGCAUGGGAAGAGGCAGAGGAGGUUUUGGGUGUAGUAACUCGCUGAACAGCAAACCUGAUUUCAACAUUUCCAACUUCCUCGACCAAAAGAAUUUUGGGAGUGGUGGCAGUGGUUUGAUGGGUGGAGAGGAUGACCUUCCCAACACCACCACUGGUGAUGCUGUUGCUCAUAACUUCCUGUUGAGACAGGAGGCUUCUGGACCGUCCAGUUCUGCUCCGUCCUCUUUGCUACAGUCCAGCCCACUCAGCAGUGAAGGUUGCACUCGUUUUGGAAACAACAUAGAGGCCGAUUCCCUCUUCCUUCGCCCUCUUCACGACGGUUAUGGGAACCCAAGAGGAAGUGGGGGCAGUGAAGGGCACGGAGGUGUUGAUCCUUAUGGUUUGGAUUUCCAGCGCUCCAGUCUGGGGCUGCACUCCCUGGGGCGACCAACACGAAGUGCUAGUGGAGCCACCCCCACCGUUCUGGGUUAUCCCGGCUACAGGCGCAUCGCCCCAAAGGAGGGCGGCGCCCUCCAGGAUCCCGCCUCCUCCUCGUCCAGCCUGGCAAGCCCCAUGCUCCUUAACGAGAGUUCAGGCUACAACAUGGCUAGCGGCAGGCCCACCUCCCUCCCUCCUCAGCUGACACGUGCCUCGGCAGACGUGCUGUCCAAGUGCAAGAAGGCUUUGUCGGAACACAACGUCUUGGUGGUGGAGGGCGCCCGCAAAUACGCCUGCAAGAUCUGCUGCAAAACCUUCCUGACACUGACCGACUGCAAGAAACACAUCCGAGUCCACACGGGAGAGAAACCCUACGCGUGCCUCAAGUGCGGCAAGCGUUUUAGCCAAUCGUCACACCUCUACAAGCAUUCCAAGACCACAUGUCUUCGAUGGCAGAACAGCAACAUGGCCAAUGCGCUAAUCUAGAGCUUUUGAGAAGGAUGCUCGAAGUCAAUCUUGAUCACAUGCGCAACAAGCAUGGUGGUUAGCCAUCACAUAAGUCACAAAGUUGUCAUGAAGAAAGUUAGCUAAAGACAUCAUAAUAGGGACUGGUAACAUUUUAUGAUUGUUAGUUUAUUAGUCAGACAAUGCAUCGCUCUGUUGACUGCUUAGUGGAGCUUUCCAUACAGCUCCAGAGACUUGCGCAAUCAGUAAGAUAAGUUGUCUUUAAAAUCAACUGAACCCCGACUGCCGGGGGAUACCUUUGCACCUUUGACUUUUCGCUUUACUGAUUGGACUUAGCUGCCAGAGAAGUGUACCUGUUCACUCUUUAAGUGCGUGGCAUCAUUUAGGAUUUAUCACGGUUCACUGGAAAAGGCAAAGUGCACCUUAAUUUGCAUUCAGAAGCAUGACUAGUAUUUCUACCCUUAAUUGUUACCGAUGGGGGUUAAAAGCAAAGCAUUGUGUGAAGGAAAACUUAUCUAGACUUAUCGAGCAUUUGCAGGUCAACUUUUUUAUUCUAAAAGAACACAAAUGUACACUAUAAAUGUUUACUGUGCUUCAUUUCAGUGCUUUCAAACGUGUCUUAAGCAUCUCACAUUGUGCAUGUGUUAGGCAGACAAAUUAUUGCUCGUCUUAUAGCAAAUAACUGAUUCUGAAUGUGUCUCUUUUUAAUUAUGACUGUUACGGUGGGCAGCUUUGAUGCGCUCUGCUCUGCCCUCUUUUGUAAUUUUUUUUUUAGUCAAAUCAUUGACUUUUCAAGAUAGGUUUACAGUAUUUGCGCUGGUUUCAUGUGUUCCUCGACCUGCGACCAGUUGACCCAUUGUACAAGGCUUGUUUGUUUCUUGUCCAUCAUUAAGAUCACACAGCCUUAUUGGCAGGUUGUAAAUAGGAGCAGAGUUGUUGUUGAAUAGAAAUCAUAUUCAGUCAGUGUUACAUAAGGGAACUGAAAUGGAGUUUAAAAAAAUGUGGAUUAAAACAAAAAGUGUUCUUUUUUUGUAUCACUAAAUGCUCUGUGAGGAUCACAAUCAUUCCUAUUGUGCACCGUUUUUGUACUGAGUAAUCGUUUCCUAUGAGAAUUUAGUUGGAAACCUUAUCAAAAGCACUCAAAAAGUCAAACUGAAA